AUGAUUGUGUGUUUUGCUUCAUUUAUUUUGGCUGCGCUGCUGUGUGCUCCAUUUUCUUGCCCCCCACAUCCGUUACUUGGCACGCGUCCCAGACGCACUCAUAUGCACGACACGCCCACAACUGUUUGCGUGGACGCAUUUCUGUGUGCUGCUGCAUACACACUGGAGCCAUUCGUUGCAGCUUCUUGUGUUUUGUUUUUUGUGUUUUUACUUUUUUUUACUUUCUUUUUUUUCUCUGCUGUUGUUUUGUUGUUACUUGUUUUUUGUGUGUUUUUCUUGCUGUUUACUUCCUUCGGGGCGUUGUGA
Messenger RNA from Trypanosoma cruzi, 306 nucleotides. RefSeq lists its product as uncharacterized. The transcript has a single exon. The record is from RefSeq and is a predicted model, not a curated record. Lineage: Eukaryota; Euglenozoa; Kinetoplastea; Trypanosomatida; Trypanosomatidae. Bases 1 to 306 code for a protein of 101 amino acids.